AUGGCCAUAGGAUUAGCUGUAGCAAGUGAAGGUGGGCAGUAUAAUGGUAGGAUUACUUCGUUUGUUAUCCUAUCUUGUAUGGUAGCUUCCAUGGGAGGACUUAUUUUUGGUUAUGAUAUUGGAAUUUCAGGUGGAGUGACCUCUAUGGAACCAUUUCUCAAGAAAUUCUUCCCAGAAGUUUAUACUAGAAUGAAGGAAGAUACCGAGAUUAGCAACUACUGCAAAUUUGACAGCCAGCUUCUGACCACCUUCACAUCAUCACUCUAUAUUGCCGGCCUUGUCGCUUCCUUCUUUGCAUCAUCAAUCACUCGAUACUUCGGACGCAAACCAUCAAUCCUUGCAGGAGGUGCUGCAUUCCUUUCUGGUUCUGCUCUUAAUGGGGCUGCGACUAAUUUGUACAUGCUAAUAUUUGGCCGUGUCCUUCUAGGAGUUGGAGUUGGUUUUGCAAACCAGGCAGUUCCUUUGUAUCUCUCUGAAAUGGCACCUCCAAGAUAUAGAGGGAGAAUCAACAAUGGCUUCCAACUCUGCGUCGGAAUUGGAGUACUCUCAGCUAAUUUUAUUAACUUCGGCACUGAAAAGAUUGAAGGUGGUUGGGGUUGGCGAGUCUCCCUAGCAAUGGCAGCAAUCCCUGCGUCUUUCCUGACUACAGGUUCCCUUUUCCUACCCGAGACACCCAACAGCCUAAUUCAACGCUUCAACGACGAACAUAAGGCCAAAACCAUGCUGCAACGCAUCCGCGGCACGACCGAUGUCGAAGCAGAACUUAAUGAUCUCAUCAGAGCAAGUUUGGUCUCAAAAACCAUUGAACAUCCAAUCAAGAAAAUUGUACAAAAAAACUAUAGACCACAACUAGUCAUGGCAGUAGCAAUACCGUUUUUUCAGCAAGUAACAGGUAUCAAUGUCAUUUCAUUCUAUGCUCCGAUACUCUUCAGGACUAUCGGUCUAAACGAAAGUGUGUCACUCAUCAUGUCUGCGCUGAUAGCUGGAGUCGUAGGCACUGCUUCGACAUUCUUAUCGAUGCUCAUAGUAGACAAACUUGGCAGAAGAGUCAUGCUCAUAUUUGGUGGUCUACAAAUGUUUGUGUCACAGAUUAUGAUUGGAGGCAUCAUGGCAGCUCAGCUAGGUGACCAUGGCAGCAUAGAAAAAGGGUAUGCCUAUUUUGUUCUGAUCAUGAUAUGCAUAUAUGUCUCUGGCUUUGCUUGGUCUUGGGGUCCAUUGGGAUGGUUAGUUCCUAGCGAGAUUUUCCCACUGGAGAUUCGAUCGGCAGGGCAGAGCGUUGUGGUGGCAGUGAAUUUCCUCUUUACUUUCAUUGUUGCCCAAACUUUUCUAGCUAUGCUUUGCCAUUUCAAGUCCGGAAUUUUCUUCUUUUUCGGUGGAUGGGUGGCAGUGAUGACUGCAUUUGUGUAUUUGCUGUUGCCUGAGACUAAAAAUCUGCCAAUCGAGGUGAUGGAUAGAGUGUGGAGGGAGCAUUGGUUUUGGAAGAGAAUUGUAGAGUAG
Molecule: messenger RNA, 1497 nt
Organism: Dovyalis caffra
Lineage: Eukaryota; Viridiplantae; Streptophyta; Magnoliopsida; Malpighiales; Salicaceae
Source: the annotation of a GenBank genome assembly